Molecule: messenger RNA, 2279 nt
Organism: Engraulis encrasicolus (European anchovy)
Lineage: Eukaryota; Metazoa; Chordata; Actinopteri; Clupeiformes; Engraulidae
Gene: arr3b
Product: arrestin 3b, retinal (X-arrestin)
Exons: 16
Coding region: 158-1381 (407 amino acids)
Biological process (GO): signal transduction; G protein-coupled receptor internalization; visual perception
Molecular function (GO): G protein-coupled receptor binding
Source: RefSeq, a predicted model, not a curated record
CAGUGGGCGAGAGCAGUCACGGGACAAACACAAACAAACACACAAAGCAGGCACAGAAGACAGAGAGUUGAGUCUUUCCAGCAAAGAGUCAGAGUGAACGGACCCGGUGACGGUUGGCUCAUCUGCACAAAGAGGCACUCCUGAACAGCUUGGGGUAAUGGCAAAGGUCUACAAGAAGAGCAGCCGGAAUGGCACGGUUUCCCUUUAUCUGGGCAAGAGAGACUUUGUGGACCAUGUGGACAAAGUUGAGGAUGUCGAUGGCGUGAUCCAAGUUAAUACAUCAGCUCUUGAUGGAAGAAGGGCGUUUGUCUCCCUCAGCUGUACGUUUCGCUACGGCAGCGAGGACCUGGACGUGUGCGGCCUGAAGUUCCGUAAGGACAUCUGGGUGAGGCGGCAGCAGGUGUACCCGGUCACGGGGGAGCAGCGGCCCGCCAACACGGCCAUGCAGCAGGCCCUGCUCAAGAAGGCCGGCGAGGACGCCUACGCCUUCACUUUCACCAUUCCUACAAAUCUGCCCUGCUCUGUGGCACUCCAACCUGGCCCAGAUUUCGCCGGCAAGGCCUGUGGUGUUGACUUUGAGGUUAAAGCAUACAUUGCAAAUGAGGCUGACAAUCCAGAUGAGGAAAUUUCUAGAAAGGACACGACUCGCCUGCUCAUCCGCAAGAUACAGUUUGCACCAGACAAACUAGGUGCUGGACCUGAGGCGAAAAUCACCAAAAAGUUUUUAAUGUCUGAUCAGCCAAUUCAGCUCAUAGCAUCUACUGACAGAGAGCUAUACUACCAUGGAGAUCCCAUUCCCAUAUCUGUGAAAAUCAUCAAUAAAAGCAAUAAGGUGGUGAGGAAAGUCAGAAUAACAAUUGAACAAACAGCAAACGUGGUCCUUUACUCUGCUGACAAGUACACAAAGGUCGUUCUUUGUGAGGAAUAUCCGGAUCAAAUUCAGCCCUCAGCCACACAUGAGAAAGAAUACCAAGUGACUCCGCUGCUUAUUAACAACAAGGGGAAGAUAGGGCUGGCCCUGGACGGAAAACUGAAGGAUGAAGACACAAACCUGGCAUCAACUUCCAUCAUCCGCUCUAACGGGGAGAAGGACGUCUUGGGAAUUCUGGUGUCCUACACUAUCAAAGUGACAGCUGUGACGUCAGGGAAGAUUAAAGAACUUGUGGGAAAUUUACUGAACAGUGGAGUGACUGUGGAAAUGCCCCUGGUCCUGAUGUCACCAAAGCCAGCAGAGCGGACAUCACGGUGGAGUAGCCUUAGCCACCAGAACAGCCUGUCCCUGGACGACCAAUAUGAAGAAAUAGACAUACGCAGGAACACAGAGAUAGACUUCCCUGAUGUCAAGUCCUGUCAUAAGCCAAGUACCUGCAGUGUGUCAUAAAGUUCCACAUAUUUUCCUCCAAGUAUGACUUUUACGUUAUUGCUGUGUCUCAAAUGGUGCUUCAUUCAGUGCGUAGGGCGCUCACGCUGAAAAUUAAAUGCACUAAAAGUCCAACCUUUCCCUUGGCACUACGCACUAAGGCUUCAGUGCACUGUGUGCACUAUGCACUAAACAUCAGUGCACUGACACAAGUGUGCUAUAUGAGACACAGAAACUAUAACAUUACAUUUACAUUUUAGCUGACGCUUUUAUCCAAAGCGACUUAAAGUUAUUUGCAGGGUAUGGAUUACUCGAGCAAUGUGGGGUUAGGUGCCUUGCUCAAGGGCACUUCAGCCAUGGAGUGAGAUAGAGAGAGGUAAGGGUGGGAUUCGAACCUGCAACCUUUUGAUCUAGCCUCUAUCUCUAGGCCAUGGCUGCCCCACCCAGGGAUGCCUUACCCUGGAAUGUCAAACAAACUCAGGCCCGGGGACCAAAUCUGGGGGGUGUCAUUUUAUAGCAUGGUGUCAUUUCAAUAUGUACAGUUGGCCUGCAUAAGCUUACACCAUUAUAAUAGUAGCAAUAGUAAUACGAUUUGUAAAGCACUUUACCAUACAUAACUGUCAUUCAAUGAGCUUGAGAGGAAAUAAAGACAAGAGAGAAGAAAAAUGUACAAAUAAAAAUAUUCAAAGUAAAAAAACAAUAGAGUAUUAUAGGAUAACUUUGGCCAAAGGCAGAUGAAAAUAAAACUGUUUUUAAUCUAUUUUUAAAACAUGAUAUUGUUGGAGCAGUCCUAUGAAGUCCUUUGAAGUCCUAUAAAGUUACUCUAUGAAUAGGAAGCUGGUUCCAGCAUUUUGCAGCAUAAUGGUUAAAUGCCAUUUCACUCUGUCUGGAUUUUACCCACGGCACGCCAUUAGUAGAG